Messenger RNA from Parastagonospora nodorum SN15, 3108 nucleotides. RefSeq lists its product as hypothetical. The transcript is spliced from 2 exons. Gene Ontology annotation, molecular function: ATP binding; ATP-dependent protein folding chaperone. The coding region runs from base 1 to 3108 and encodes 1035 amino acids. Lineage: Eukaryota; Fungi; Ascomycota; Dothideomycetes; Pleosporales; Phaeosphaeriaceae. The record is from RefSeq and is a predicted model, not a curated record. Gene Ontology annotation, cellular component: endoplasmic reticulum chaperone complex. Gene Ontology annotation, biological process: cellular response to hypoxia; negative regulation of hypoxia-induced intrinsic apoptotic signaling pathway; endoplasmic reticulum unfolded protein response.
AUGGCGCCUCCCGGCCGUCGGAGAGCACAGCUCUCGCCCGCUACGAUGCUCCUCGGGCUCUUCUUGCUCUUCUCGUCGACCGCCUCGGCCGCAUCUGCAGUUCUGGGCGUGGACCUGGGCACCGAAUACAUCAAAGCCGCGCUCGUCAAGCCUGGUGUUCCGCUCGAAAUUGUCCUCACCAAGGACUCGAAACGUAAAGAGACGUCCGCUGUGGCAUUCAAGCCCUCAAAGAGCGGACCUCUACCCGCCGGUUCAUACCCGGAGCGUUUCUACGGCGGCGACGCCAUCGCCCUACAGGCGCGAUUCCCCGCAGAUGUAUACCCAAACCUGAAGCACCUCCUUGGAGUGCCGCUUGACAGCGACAUCGUCGGUGUGUACAAGGAGCGAUACCCUGCACUCGAUGUUGUAUCUACAGAGAACCGCAAGACAGUCAGCUUCAACGACGCCUCAUUCGCUGCUGGCUCAGAGAAGCCUUUCUCCGUCGAGGAGCUGCUGGCCAUGGAAUUGAAGAACGUACGGGAGAACGCAAAGGCGCUGGCAGGCAAGGGCUACGAUGUCCAGGACGUCGUCUUCACCGUCCCGCCCUUCUACACCGUUGCCGAGAGGCGCGCGCUCGAAGUUGCCGCACGACUGGCUGGCAUGAAGGUCCUCAGCGUCGUCUCGGACAGCUUGGCUGUUGGUAUCAACUACGCGGUUAGCAGGACCUUCCCGGACAUCACAAAGAAAGGCAAGGCUGAGAUCAACAUGGUCUUCGACAUGGGCGCUGGAUCAACCUCUGCCACCGUUCUCCAGUUCGCUGGCAGGAGCGUCAAGGACGUCGGCAAGCGCAACAAGACCAUCCAAGAGGUUCAGGUUCUUGGUGUUGGCUGGGACAAGACCCUUGGAGGUGACGCUCUCAACUCGCUCAUUGUCGACGACAUUGUCUCCACCUUCGUUGCCCUCCCGGGUGCGAAGAGCGCAUCCAUCACCGCCGAGCAGGUCAAGGGCCAUGGACGCACGGCUGCGAAGCUGUUCAAGGAGGCCGAGCGCAUCCGUCAAGUUCUGAGCGCCAACAGCGAGACGUCUGCAUUCUUCGAGGGUCUUUACGAAGAUGUCGAUCUCCGCUACAAGCUCUCGCGCGCCACUCUCGAGAAGCUCACCUCUGAUUUCGCUGCCAGGGUCGACGUGCCCAUCGAGAACGCGCUCAAGGCCGCUGGCUUGACCUGGAAGGACAUCGAUUCGGUCAUUGUUCACGGAGGCGCAACACGUACUCCCUUCGUCCAGAACCGCCUUGAGAAGCUCGCAACCAAAGCCAAGAUCCGAGCCAACGUCAACUCCGAUGAGGCUGCUGUAUUCGGUGCCGCCUUCAAGGCUGCGGGCCUCAGCCCGUCCUUCCGCGUAAAGGAGAUUCGUGACAUCGACACUCAGGGUUUUGAACAUGGUAUCCAGUACAAGUUCAACCUCAAGGACCGCGACCAGAAAAUCUUCACGCCUAACACCAAGCUGGGCGUGACAAAGGAUCUGCCUUUCCAGAUGAUGGGCGAGUUCGAAUUUGAAAUCUACCAGUCAAUUCCGGGUGCCAAGGGCGCUGUCAAGGAGCCUGUUCUCCACUUCCAGAGCGGUAACCUCACAAGGGUUGUCACCAGGAUGAUUGACGAUCAAAAGUGCGACCGCGACUCAUUCAACAACUACGUUCAGGUCAGGUUAAGCCCUAUCACCGGUACCCCAGAGGUACUGUCCGCAUGGGUGACUUGCGAGACUGAGUCUGUGGACGCCAAGGGUGGUAUCGUUGAUGGUGUUAAGAACUUGUUUGGUAUGGGCGGCAAGAAGGACCAGGAGCCACUGAAGGAUGGUGAGAGCGCCGAGGAGUCGUCUUCGUCUUCCAAGGCAUCUAAGUCCACCAAGUCUGGCAAGUCUUCUUCGUCCUCUUCUUCGGCAGCGGCUGAGAGCAGUGAUGCUGCCGAUGCUGAGCCAAAGAGGAAGCUUGUCAGGUCUGCCAUCACGUACGACGUCAAGCAGCUCGGCUACGAGAAGCACCCUCGCAAGGAAUUGAAGAGAAUGCAUGACAGACUCGCUGCGUUCGACCACUCAGACAAGUCUCGUCGUGUACGCGAGGAGGUUCUGAACUCUCUCGAGGCCUUCACCUACCGCGCUCGCGACUAUCUUGAGGACGAAUCCUUCAUUGGAGCUUCCGUUCCCGCUGUCCGAACCACACUGGAAGAGAAGCUCAGUGCUGCCUCUGACUGGCUCUACUCUGAGGGCACUGAAGCCGGCGAGAAGGAGCUCAAGGCCAAGCUGAAGGAGCUCGAAGACAUUGUCAACCCUGUUCUCAAGCGCAAGACUGAGGCUAUCAAGCGCCCCGACGCCAUCAAGGAGCUCAAGGACACCAUCGCCCAUAUCCAGGAGGUCUCACAACUUGUCGACAGCCAGAUCAAGACUCAAAUACACGAGAGCUCUAAGAGCAGCGAAGCCGUUGCAGCCGCCUCCAAAUCAUCUGCCACCCCUUCUCCCUCCACCAAAGACGAGCUUGACGAGCUCGAGGAAGGUGACGUCUCUUCCUCCGCCGAACCCGCCGAGCCCGAGAUCACCGAAGUCCCCACCAUCUACACCGAAGACGACCUAAAGAAGGUGCAAGACACCAUCGCCUCGUCGCAGAAAUGGCUCGAAGAGAACGAAGCCAAGCAAGCCAAACUCGGCCCCACCGACGACCCAGCCUUCACCGUCAAAGACCUCCAAGCCGAGAAGAAGCGCAUCGACGACGUCGUCAUGGACAUGAUGAUGAAGAAGAUGCGCCACUUCAAGCCCCCCGGCCAACAAAAGCCCAAAGCCUCCAGCAAGCCCAAGCCCAAGAAGGCUAAGAAGCCCGCGGCGCCGAAGAAAGACGCCGGCGAGGCUCCUACCGACGAGGAACUCCAGGAGGCGCUGAAGAAGGCUGGCGUUGACUCGGAUAAGAUCAAGUUGAAGAACUUUGGCCACAAGGAUUCGAUGACGGAUGAGAUGGGCCGGAAGCUGAAGAAACUCAAUAUCGAUGAGGAUUCGAGCGAGGAGGAUAUUUUGAGGGCGAUUGAUGACUUGACCAAGGAGCAGGGGGAGAAGGAGAAGGAGGGAGAGAAGCAUGAUGAGUUGUGA